AAAUGAAUCCCAAUUCAAUAAUCCAUCGACGAAAUUGGCUAUUAUUUGAACACACAAUUUAAUAAUGAAUGAAUCAACUCAACUUGCGACAUUAUGUAUAUAAACGAAUUGCCAUCGGAAAUCAUACUUAAUAUUUUUUCAUAUCUUCCUCAAAAGGACUUAAUAAAUGGAGCAUGGCAUGCAUGUAUUUUAUGGCAAGAGCUAAGCCUUUCUCCAAGACUGUGGAGAAACUAUAAUUAUGCGAAAGAUUACAAGAAUUUUUCAUAUUGUUAUUUACACCUUGCAAAGAUAAACCAGCAUGUCAGACAUAUACACAUUCCUUUAUCUGCAUUGGUUGCAUGUUUUACGUUUCCAAAUAUUCAGUGGAAAAAUUUAGAAUCUUUACACGUAAACAACAGAGUAUCUACAUAUCAAUAUUUAGAAACAGUUGUGAAGAAAUUAGGAUUUUUAAAGCACCUUUUCGUUGUGUUUGAACCUAAUACAGACAUACGUCGACAUUUAAACCUUCUUACUCAACUGUCGCUUGUAUCUCUUGACAUAGAAUGGUCUGGAAAUCAGUAUGUAGAUUCACACUUGAUCUCCUUGCUCAGAAAACAACCAAAUUUAAAAUCGCUUACUUUAAAAGGAUGGCACAGUCUGAACGACGAUACGAUUGCAAGAGGUUUAGAAAAGAGUCAAAAUAUUGAAGAAUUACAUUUACUUACUUCGCAAAUUUCAAAUUCUAUCGUCAGUAUUUCUGUACCUCUCUAUAGCUUGACAAAGAUUAUAGUUCGAUCCGAGAUCUUUGAUGAUAGUGGAUUAAGAUUAUUAGCCAAUCGAGCAUCCAGUCUCCGACUUUUAGAUAUUCGAGGAUGCGUACAAACAACAUACAGAGGACUAACUUAUAUAGCUAGGCAUUGUUCGUUACUAAAAUCUGUUCAGUUUGACAAGUUUUUAAACGAGGGUAAUAGUGGUAUUAAUUCGUAUAUUUCUACAUUAUCUGAAUGCUGUCAUAGACUUACACAAUUACAGCUAAUUCGAUUAGAUACAAUAUUUGAAGAUGGAUUGCUGAAUUUGUUUACUUCUGUCAAAUUUCUGCAAUCAGUUACAUUAGAAAAUGCCGAAGAAUUAUCUAACACGUCCCUUUUCUUCGCAGCAAAACAUUGCAUGUAUCUAACAGACAUAUAUCUUAAAAAAUGUCACAUGAUUACUGCUUAUGGUGUAAUAUAUCUUGCAAAGAAUUGUAAACGACUGAAAUCAUUAAACGUUCUGUAUUGCAAUGGUAUCAAAGACGUGUAUGAUGAUAAUAAAAAUAGUGAUUCACAAUCAUUUGAUAUACCUCAUACUAGUACUACUAUUUGUGAUACAAGUACCUACUUCGUGCCUGAAAACGACCCAAUGGAAUGCGAUAAGUCGACAAUGGGAAUGCAGGAUCAUGAUGAGGAGAUAAACGAAUCGCACAACAGAUUAAACGUAAAUGAUUUAAACUGUGAAAAUCAUUCCCAUUUGCUUAAACUCGACCUAACACAGUGUUCAAAUAUAACAACACGAACAGUUCUUUAUUUAGUGAAAAUGUGUUCUGAUCUUAGAGAACUAAACCUAGAUAAUUGUUUUCGUAGCAUAGAGCAUGUGCAGGAAUUAAAAUCGAAAGUAUUUAUGAGCUGCACAUUUUUGAAGAAUAUACAUAUUUAUCCAUUUAACAUUCUGUGAGAGAACUAAUUUAAACUUAUAAAGAAGUUUCUCUAUCGAUGUAAUGUUAUGUGUAUAUUACAUGCAUGCAACAAAGAAAUUGAUAAAUACACAUUGCAAUAUUCUUUUUGCAUUCUUGUGGCCUACUGUUUUUCCGACGUAGUCGGUAUAGUUUCGGUUUGUGCCCUUUAAACUUCAGGACGCUGAUCUAUGGCAACAGAAUACGCAUGCUCGAAAAUCCUUUCUGUGAUUGGACAAAAUGCUGUCAUGGUGGGUGAUUUGGUUGUGUUUAAAAAAACGUCUCGAAAAUUAUAUCGUGAUGAAAAGCAAGUAAAAAACUAUAAAUAUUUGAACUAGAUCUUACAAAGAUUUAUGUUUUUAUUAAAAUAAUUAUUUCUCCAAAAGCUCUUUGCAUCCAUGACAGCUGUUUAUUCGGGACAAUUAUAUAAUUUUUAAUGUAAACUUUGUUGUGCAAUCGUACAUGACUUUUAGAACGCACCUACGCAUGUGAGAUUU
This is a messenger RNA of Mytilus trossulus (common blue mussel), 2184 nucleotides long. RefSeq lists its product as uncharacterized. Gene Ontology annotation, cellular component: SCF ubiquitin ligase complex. Gene Ontology annotation, biological process: SCF-dependent proteasomal ubiquitin-dependent protein catabolic process. Gene Ontology annotation, molecular function: protein binding. The record is from RefSeq and is a predicted model, not a curated record. The coding region runs from base 94 to 1689 and encodes 531 amino acids. The transcript has a single exon. NCBI's taxonomy places the organism in Eukaryota, Metazoa, Mollusca, Bivalvia, Mytilida, Mytilidae.